Galeopterus variegatus (Sunda flying lemur) is the source of this 1409-nucleotide messenger RNA. RefSeq names its product homeobox D9 (gene HOXD9). Lineage: Eukaryota; Metazoa; Chordata; Mammalia; Dermoptera; Cynocephalidae. Bases 1 to 684 code for a protein of 227 amino acids. Gene Ontology annotation, cellular component: nucleus. The transcript has 3 exons. The record is from RefSeq and is a predicted model, not a curated record. Gene Ontology annotation, molecular function: RNA polymerase II cis-regulatory region sequence-specific DNA binding; DNA-binding transcription factor activity, RNA polymerase II-specific. Gene Ontology annotation, biological process: regulation of transcription by RNA polymerase II; anterior/posterior pattern specification; proximal/distal pattern formation.
AUGUCCUCCAGUGGCACCCUCAGCAACUACUACGUGGACUCGCUAAUAGGCCAUGAGGGCGACGAGGUGUUCGCGGCGCGCUUCGGCCCGCCGGGGCCCGGCGCUCAGGGCCGGCCUGCAGGUGUGGCGGACAGCCCGGCCGCCGCCGCCGCCGAGUUCGCCUCGUGUAGUUUUGCCCCCAAAUCGGCCGUGUUCUCCGCCUCGUGGUCCGCGGACAAACCACGUAAUACAGGCCGCGAGUUCUCGUGCAACUCGUUCCUGCCGGACAAGGCGGCGGCGGAGGCGGCGGGGGGAACCGGACCCGGGGCGAGAAUCGGGGCCGGCCCCGGGGCGGGCGGCUCGUCGGAGCCAUCGGCUUGCAGCGACCACCCGAGCCCCGGCUGCCCGCUGAAGGAGGAGGAGAAGCAGCAUCCGCAGCCGCCGCCGCAGCAACUUGACCCAAACAACCCCGCGGCGAACUGGAUCCACGCUCGCUCCACCCGGAAAAAGCGCUGUCCCUACACCAAAUACCAGACGCUUGAGCUGGAGAAGGAAUUCCUCUUCAACAUGUACCUCACCCGGGACCGGCGCUACGAGGUGGCCAGGAUUCUGAACCUCACAGAGAGACAGGUCAAAAUCUGGUUUCAGAACCGUAGGAUGAAAAUGAAAAAGAUGAGCAAGGAGAAAUGCCCCAAAGGAGACUGACCCGGCGUGGUGCUGGCGACAGCGCUUAAAGGCGGCAGCGGGGCUUUCCUUUGUGGGUGCUUGAUUUCCAGAAACUCUCCAGCGACUCGGACUUUUAUUUUAUUUUUUCUUUUUUAGGUAGCAGUGACUGUGUGAUUGGUCUCUGUGAGGUAUUUGGGGGACUCUGUAUUUGCUCGCUUACGUGUUGGAGAAACCAGUGGCUUUGGGGUUCGCCCUAUCCCACUCCCUCCCUUUUCUGCUCCGUUGGUUCCUUAGGAAAUGCUAUAUUUUGUGAGUGCACGCUGGCUUAAGGAGGCCUCUUCUGUGUAAAUGUCCCCCACGUUUCUGAAAAGUGCUGUAGCUUAGCCCCCUAGCGCUGCCCAAACAGGGGCCAAGCGCGCCCCAAUUCUGACAAUGAAGGCAGAGCAAUGACACUGCAGACACGGCGGCUGCUUGGCCAGGCCAAAGCCGGGUCAGUUGCCCACCGUUCGCGAAAGCCCCCUUUCCUCAGGGAGCCUGCGGGCCCUCGGCUGGAGAGAUCUCGAGUGAGGCCUAGACAGGGGCCCAGGGCCUCGGGUGGGGAUUUGUUCUCACUGCAUUGGAGGAGCUGCUCUAACUCCAGGAGGCUGGGCCCCCAUGGGCGGCUGCGGGUGAUGGCCCUCCCUGUUCCUGCUUGAGGACCAGUUGUAAAUGUUACCGCUUCCUACCAAUAAAUGCUGACCUGAUCAAACGGAGCCCAGACACUG